This is a messenger RNA of Mirounga angustirostris (Northern elephant seal), 6773 nucleotides long. RefSeq names its product SHC adaptor protein 2 (gene SHC2). Gene Ontology annotation, cellular component: plasma membrane. The transcript has 12 exons. The record is from RefSeq and is a predicted model, not a curated record. Gene Ontology annotation, biological process: cell surface receptor protein tyrosine kinase signaling pathway; intracellular signal transduction. Gene Ontology annotation, molecular function: receptor tyrosine kinase binding. Bases 92 to 2242 code for a protein of 716 amino acids. NCBI's taxonomy places the organism in Eukaryota, Metazoa, Chordata, Mammalia, Carnivora, Phocidae.
GGGGAGGGAGCGGGAGGCAGCGGGACGGAGGGGAGGGCCUCCUCCGCGCCAGGCGCAGCGCCCGGUCGGGCUCGGUCGGGCGACCGCGGCCAUGACGCAGGGUCCGGGCGGGCGCACGCCCCCCGCACCUCCUGCGCCCCCGGAGCCCGAGGCGCCCACCACCUUCUGCGCGCUGCUGCCGCGCAUGCCGCAGUGGAAGUUCGCCGCCCCUGUGGGCUUCCUGGGCCGGGGCCCGGCGGCACCGCGCACGACCGGGGGCGCGGGGGCCGCCGACUCCCAGCCCGAGCCGGUCGGCCCGGCGGGCGUCCCAGCGCUGGCGGCGGCGGUCCUGGGCGCCUGCGAGCCGCGCUGCGCCGCGCCUUGCCCGCUGCCCGCGCUCAGCCGCUGCCGGGCCGCCGGGGCCCGGGGACCGCGCGGUGCGCGGGGGGUGGCCGGGCCCCCGGACGCCGCCGCCGACGAGUGGAUCCGCAAAGGCAGCUUCAUCCACAAGCCGGCGCACGGCUGGUUACACCCAGACGCCAGGGUCCUGGGGCCCGGGGUCUCCUACAUCGUGCGGUACAUGGGCUGCAUUGAAGUCCUCCGCUCCAUGCGCUCUCUGGAUUUUAACACCCGCACCCAGGUGACCAGGGAAGCCAUCAACCGGCUUCAUGAGGCGGUGCCUGGUGUCCGGGGCUCCUGGAAGAAGAAGGCCCCCAACAAAGCGCUGGCCUCCAUCCUGGGCAAGAGCAACCUGCGCUUUGCGGGCAUGAGUAUCGCUGUGAGCAUCUCCACCGAUGGCCUCAACCUCUCUGUGCCUGCCACACGCCAGAUCAUUGCCAACCACCACAUGCAGUCCAUCUCCUUCGCAUCAGGCGGCGACACGGACAUGAUGGAUUAUGUGGCCUAUGUAGCCAAGGAUCCCAUCAACCAGAGAGCCUGCCACAUCCUGGAGUGCUGUGAGGGCCUCGCCCAGAGCAUCAUCAGCACCGUGGGCCAAGCCUUUGAGCUGCGCUUCAAACAGUACCUGCACAGCCCGCCCCGGGUGGUCGUGCCCCCAGAAAGGCUGACCAGGCCAGAGGAGUCGGCCUGGGGGGACGAGGAGGAAACGGAACACGAUUACUACAACAGCGUCCCAGGGAAGGAGCCGCCCCUGGGUGGGCUGGUGGACUCCAGGCUCACCCUAACUCAGCCCUGUGCCCUCGGGGCCCUCGGAGCCCUCGGCCAGGGGGUAUCUCCUGCUCAAAGGGACACGCACAGCCUGCCGUGGGACCUGGGCCCCUCAGGUACUGGCCCACCAGGGGACGGCUACGUGCAGGCCGACGCCAGGGGCCCCAGAGACUACGAGGACCACCUGUAUGUCAACACACAGGGUCUGGAUGCCCCAGAGGCCCUGCAGCCAGAGGACAGUCCCAAGAAGGAUCUGUUUGACAUGCGACCCUUCGAGGAUGCUCUCAAGCUGCACGAGUGCUCUGUGGGGACGGGCACGGCGGCAGCGCCCCUUCCCUUGGAGGACCAGUGGCCCAGCCCCCCGACCCGCCGGGCCCCCAUAGCCCCCACGGAGGAGCAGCUGCGGCAGGAGCCCUGGUACCACGGCCAGAUGAGCCGAAGGGCGGCGGAGAAGCUGCUUCGAGCCGACGGGGACUUCCUGGUGCGCGACAGCGUCACCAACCCUGGGCAGUACGUCCUCACGGGCAUGCACGCGGGGCAGCCCAAGCACCUGCUGCUCGUGGACCCCGAGGGCGUGGUGAUGGUUCUCAGCUCCCGCUCCUGUCCUGCGCUGCAGAUGCUCCCUGUCGUGGCCUUAUGGGCUCCUCAGCUUCUCUCUGGACCCUGGUCAGGCUGGAGCUGCCGCUGUCUCUCCUUCCUCCAGCCUCUAGAUCUUCCUUCUCCAGCCGGCCCUGGGCUGGGCCAGCGAGGCCAAGAGAUGGGGGCCCAAGACCCUUUAAUCCCACCGACCCCUGCCUGCCUCCACCCUCUGCCUGGGGUGAGGGUGUCCAUACCAAAGACAGAACUUUUCUCACCUUUAAAGAAAAUAUCUUACAGAAACCCAGUCCUCUCUCUCCGAGCCCUGGCCAGGGUCGCCGCCGGGUUCAGGAGGCACCAUCUCUCUCCCCAGAGGGACUUCAGCUCACCUCCCUGGAAAGAUGGAUUCCUGUCCUUGACAGCUCAGUUUCUCCACCUGAAAAAUCAGUGCACAGUUGUCUUUUAUGGGGAAGAAUUGAGGUGUUUGGGGUCCUCAGGCCAGGACACCUGUGAAUGUUGAAGUGUGGGGGGCACCUCAGGGCUCAGCUGGGACAGUGGGGGGCAUCCAGGCAGCAGCCGGACAACCCGCCCUCGUGGGGGGUGGUCAUGAGGGCCCUGCCCUCCCAGCUGUCCACCUGUACUGGACAUUUGGGGUCUGUUUGUAAUUACACGUGGGGAUGAUGGUGAGGAAGUCAGCCUACCUGACACUGAGGGGCCCUUGGGUUGGGAGGCCAAGGCCAGUCUCCCAGGUGGAAAGCCAAGGCACACGUGUGUCCUCCUGCAGCUGGAGGGUGUGGGGGAUGGAGAGGAGGGUGCAGGCCUGCAGAUGUGUCCCUGUGGGGGAGCACUGUCCCAGAACCCCCCGCACCACCCUCACACUUCUAUUUCCACCCCCAGAUAGAGCACCCCACUCCUCUAUGAGACACAGCCCUGUCCUCUCCUGGGAAACACCGUAGCUUAUCUCCUAUAAACUGUAGACCCGUGUCUUUCAGGAUGCCCCGAAUAUCUGGCAAACUGUUCUUCAUUUCUCCUCUUUUUUUUUUUUUUUUUUUUUAAAGAUUUUAUUUAUUUAUUUGACAGAGAAAGACACAGCGAGAGAGGGAACACAAACGGGGAGUGGGAGAGGGAGAAGCAGACUCCCCGCCGAGCAGGGAGCCCGAUGCGGGACUCGAUCCCGGGACUCCAGGAUCAUGACCUGAGCCGAAGGCAGUCGCCCAACCAACUGAGCCACCCAGGCGCCCUUCAUUUCUCCUCUUGACUGCUCCUAACUUAGCCCUGAAUGUGGCCUGACAUUCUCAGGUGUCCCCACUCCUGACCCCCUAGGAGCUCCUGCUUAUCCCCGAUGCCUCUCCAGACCUUCCCUCCCAGAGACCUCAUCUCUCCCUGGGACCCCUCCUCUGACUAUCCUGAAGAGCCCUUCCUGACCCUCACCACACCCUGCCAGGGCCACACCUGUGCCUAGGGUCUGGCUCAUCAGCAGGCCCCACCCCCAUGCUCUGGGGGAGCCUGGUGAGGGUAUGGGGAGCAACGGCCACUCUGUCUGUAACUGGGAGGGGGGCAGGGAGAAGCUAUCAAACGGCAGAGCCGGAGGGGACUCUGAUGCCUUGUUUCUUACUUUAGAGGGGCCAGUCUGUCCAUCCGUCCAUCCACCCAUCAUCUACUCACCCAUCCAUCCAUUAUUCCUUCCAUUCAUUGGUCCAUCCACCUGUCCCCCGAUCCUGGUAUCCUUUAGUAUGCCUGCGUUGGGCUCCCCUUAUCUGCCAGGACCUCUGGUGGGUAACGAGGAUGCAGCAGUAACCAAGACUGAUCUGUCCUCAUGGAGUCGAUAGUCGAGUGACAUCAAGCAGCAAAUCACCACUAAGUGUGUAAUGACAAUGUGAACUUAGCCCAGGAAAUCCAGGAGGGUGGGAAUGACACAGGGGGUAUGGUCUGGAGGAUGAGAGCCCCAGGGGAAGAAGACAGAGUGCUAGGCAGGAGUGAUAGCAUGUGCAAAGGCCCUGUGGUGUGUGGCUCGCAGCGCAUUCAGAGACCAGAAGGAUGACCUGUGUGGCUGGUGGUGAGAUCAGAGGGGUGGUGGAGUGGAGGACAUGGCUGGGGGGAAGCUUGGAGCCAGGGAGAGCUGCUGGGGAGCUUUGAAGCACAGAGAUGAUAGGACUCCCAAGUGGGAAGUACACUGUUGGGGACAGGAGAGGAAUGGGGGGCAGUUGGGAGAAUUCACUAGGUUUGGACUAGGGGAGUCUCCAAAAGUAUCCGAUUUCAGAGACUUGUAGGCUAGAGAGGGGUCCUAAUGCACUUCGUUCAUUCAUUCGUUCCCCUGUGUCCUCCUUCAAAGCCUCUAUGUAUCUAGGACACCUGCUGAAGCAUGUGCUAAGAACAGCACCAGCUGUGGGUGCUCAGAUUCUCCCCACUUUACAGAAGGGGGAGCAGAGGCUCAGAGGGUGAGGUGGCAGAGCUGGGAUUCCCACCCCAUCACCUCCCCUGUCCUGCUCUCUGAGCCGGGAACGCCAGGUCUGGGGUGCCCAUGCAGUGAGGGGGGCCGCGAGCCUGGCUGCCGCUGGUCCCCCACACUUUUCUCCUGCCCCCAUCUACCCUCAAUUAUUUGGUCGGCAAAUGCUCCUUGGGCUGGCCUUGUCCUCAGGGAGCCUUGGGGUGGGAGGCAGGCACCAUGCAGCCUGGACUGCUUGCUUCCCUUCCCUGAAUUGGGCUACUCCCCUGUGCCUCAGUUUCCCUGUCUGUAAACUGGGGAUAGUGGCCCUCCUCCACAGUGGGUUAACCUGUGCCUUGUUGGGCCGAGGUCUCUCCUGGGAGCUUUGGACAGGCCUUCCCGUAGCUCUUCCAGGGGAGGAGACAGAGCUCAGAGGAGAAGCUGUUGGCCAGAACUGCAUGGGUAUAAGGAGGCUUCUCAGGACUGGAGCUUUUUUCUUUGAGCUUCCUCAAGGACCUGUCUGCGGGUGGCUGCAGGGGGCAGUCUGGCUCCUGGCAAGCCCCCUGUCCCUCCUCUCUCCCACAAGCUUAGGUCCCUGGGGGGUGGGAGUUGAGGACCAAGGCCUUGCAGCAUGAGGUGGUGUGACUCAGGGUGGGAGGGGCUGGUUAAUACCACCUGGGCCCCUUUGCCAGCCUCCACAUCUCUGAUCUCAGGAAGGCUGCAGCCGGGGGUGUGGGGGGAGUCCUGGGGAUCUACCACACCACACCAAUCAGCCUCAGGGCUCUGCAGAGGAAGUAGGUUUUGUUGACUGGAAGAGGUUCCUGUUUAGGGACCACAAGGCUAACUAACCAGCUGGAAGGGCCCGCCUCCUGGACCCCGCCCCUCUGAAGGCAGAUGUUUGGGACCUAUCCCCAGGUUCCUUGUCUCUCUGGGCCUUGGUUUCCCCAGCCCCCGAAGGUGAUGGGAUGGGGGCCACAGGGAGGGGCUUCAGCUGAGCUGGCUUUGGUGGGCAUCAGGUUCUGGCGUCCCUUUCGAGGCCGGGCCAGCCCCCUUUCUCACCAGUAGCAGCGUCCAAGAAAUGAUGACCAGCACUCCCAUCACAGUGUUCUAGGCCCUGUUGUCAGCCCUCUGCGUGUCCUCACCGGUUCAUCCUCGCCUGAGGCCGUGGUACAGGGACAAUCUUUAUGCCUGCAAAUUGCCCCGGGGACAGAGGCAGAGGUCUGGGCACCUGCCAGCAAUCACACCACAGGAAGCAUCGGUGUCAGGCUUCCAGCCCCAACAGAGCACCUCCAGAUGAGAGUCCCCAGUUGCUCAGCACGGGAAUCGGCACAGAACAAGCUCAAGACCUCCUCCCUCCACCCAACUGGGAGGAGACCCUGCCCCAACUGGGUAAGGGGGAGUGGGCAGUGAAGCCCCCAGCACCCAGGCCGGCUUAUCAUCAGAAAACCCCCAGAGACCUGACUCAGUCACUUCCCCUUUGUGAGCACCACUCUCCCUAUCCAUGCGAUGGAGGAAGGUGGCUUGUGGCCUCCGAGUUCCCCCCUCCCGCCCGCUGCAGGAUUGAGCGCUAUUCUAGGACUCAUGCUUUUUACUGUGGUCCUAGUUCAUCCAUUUGUCUGGCAGGUAUUUAUUAAAGUGUCCCCCCAGUGUCUUGGGGUCACAGCAGGGAUAAGGCUGCCUUCCUGCCUUCCUCCCAGCAGCUCCAGGCCCGACGGGGGCAGUGGACAUCAACCAAAUACUUGCUCUGGGGCAUUCUUCACCAUAGCUAAAGUUGGGGUUCAGUGGGUACGGUUAGGCUGUGAUGACCGGCCAGCCCAGGCUGGCUGGCAGGGCAGGCUUCUUGGAGUUAGAGGUGAACUGAAGCAUUCAUUGGCAUCUGCCUCCCCUGUUGGACUUUGUGGCCAUGUCAGUGUUCUGCCCAGCACAAAAAGGGGCUCAGUGUUUGCUAAGAGAGCAAAGCUGAGACAGACCUUUUGGGGGAGUCAUGGACCUCUCAGAGCCUUGCUUUUCGCAUCUGGACAAGGAACUCCAAACCCCACCUCACUCCAAGGGAGUUCUGUCCCGCUCCCACCUGCCCCUCUGCACCCCUUCUGCUGAUGACCCAGUGGUCACUGCAGACCAGCCCCCAUCCUAGCUGGGGCUGCAAUGAGGAACACAGGAGGCUCCUGGACAAUCAUAAUUUAAUAAAGUCCAGGCUUUGGGUUAGUCCUGGCAAUCCACUAACUUGCUGGCUUCUCACAGCCCAAGACUGGACCCAGGACUGGUUGGCCUUAGGGUCCAGAAGGGGACAUGGAGGCUGAGAGGGAGGGCAAGGGGUGAGGAAGCAGAAGUUGAGGCAGGCAGCGUUCAAGGCAAGAGCAGGCGGCAUCCAGGGGACCCUGUGGUUUCAGGAGCUGCCAGGCCUGGGGCUGCGGCCUGGUCCUGCCCGUCAUCAGUCUCUGAACGGUGAACAGCAUGGUGGGGGUGCUCGCCCUUCUCCCCUCGGAUCGCGUUUUCCUGCUACACGUUUGUCACGGGAGCUACAAACCGACACUUACAGUGUAUCUGUGUACCUGUCCACUGGCGUCCCUGGCACUGGGAAUCAUCAGAAGGCUGGACGCGGCGUCCACCAGCUGCUCAAUAAACA